This is a messenger RNA of Brassica rapa (field mustard), 614 nucleotides long. RefSeq lists its product as uncharacterized. Lineage: Eukaryota; Viridiplantae; Streptophyta; Magnoliopsida; Brassicales; Brassicaceae. The record is from RefSeq and is a predicted model, not a curated record.
UUUUGUAGUUGGAGAAGACGGGAGUCUUACCAUCUCUGUCUGACCUAUUCAAGAUGACUCACGCCACAUCCGACGGAGUUUUUGUGGAUCCUGCAUCAGAGAAACUCGCUCAAGCAGUGGCUACUCGGAUUGAAGAACGGGAGACGCAACUAACUCAGGAGUCUCCCGAUGGAUUACCCGUCACAUUGUCCACCGAAGAAGCCGACCGAAUCUUCGAAGAGCUGGCUCCUAGAAAGAAGGGCCGAAUAGUCGGUAUAGGCUCCGUUAACCAAGUUGCAAGGGCAACUUCGUCAUACACUUCGAGACGGGAUGAAGAGACUUCUCAGAUGAAAGCUCGAAUGGAUAGCCAGCAGGUUCGUUUAGACUCUCUUGAGGAUUUCCUAGACGUGAUGGCCGUGGGAAACCCGGUUAUGCAGAGAAUGUUGAGUCAGAGACGAGCCGCUCUUGGGUUGCCAGUACGAGAUCCCCAAGAGUCCGAUCCAACCCGUCAACAGCCGAGCAACCCCACCGACUACUUCGAUGAUAUGUAGUUUUUUUAAUAUUUUCGGUUUGUAUUAUGAAUUUAAAUAUUAUGACUUUUAAAUGCUUUUUUAUAAAUGUUUUUUAUUUUCAUA